UCAGCGCUCUCCGAGAUAUGAGAUCAGGCUAUUUCCCAGUCGAUCGCCCUCUCGAUUAAAGAAGUAAAUCAGAAAAAAAACAGCGGGGAAAGAACGAAGGAAAUACAGCCACAUUUUUUGGAGAGGUCGCCCAGAAAAGAGCAUACAUAGCGCCUUUCUGCUGGCGGAUCAGUCGGAGUCACCGGUGCGUGCACAGGAUUUCUGCGUGCGCGCGCGUGUGAGUGAGUGCGUGCGUGUUGGCGCGCGCGCGUGUGUGUAUGUGUGUGUGUUUACAAGUGUUUGAACGAGUGCCAGAAACGAGGGAAGAAAGGAGGAUAAAGCCAAGGAAGGAGGGAUGGUGGACAACUCAGGCAGCAGUAAGGCACAAAUGCCCAGCAUGUCUCAAGAGCCUGGUGUGGCUUUUCCUCAGAGCACCUCUUCAGGGGGGAUGAAGCUGGAGGCAGUGAUGGAGCAGCUCCAGCGCCAGCAGCAGGCGCGACUGGAAAUGGAGCGCAAGGAGAGGAAGCUGCGAGAAGCCCACAUCAUGUAUGCUCAGCAGGUCGCUGCUCAACAAGCUAUCCUGGCGGCUGCCCGGGCCUCUGGAGCAAGCUUCAUGGGUAAAGGCCUGGCUGGAGGAGUCCCUGGUGGCGGGUUGCCUCCCCGGGUGUCCAAUCAGAGCAGUGUGGACUCGGAAAGAGAGGAUGACGAGGACAGAGGUCGGGAUUCUGGGGACAAUGAUGACGACAAUGAGAUGAUGGAGGGGGAUGAGGGCAGUGACGACGAGGAGGGAAGUGCCAGCGGUCUGGAGUUCCUCCGCAAGCAGACCCUUGCUUUGCAGCAGAGCGCCUCACGCAUCCCGCCCCGUCCGUUUGGCAGUUAUUCUGCGUCGGCCCCCCAGAGGGCUGCAUCGCCACCUAUCAGAGUGAAGCAGGAACCUGACGAGGGCCUGUCUCCAGCGGGGCCUCAUUCUGCUACCUCUCCUAACGGACAGGCCGACUGGGGCUUUGAUGAUCACUUCAGACAGAAUGGAAGUGCAGGCUGGGCGGAUGAGGCUGACAGUAGCAGAGGAAGAGGAGAGGCUUCCAGAGACUUCGCUAAAUUGUACGAGUUGGACAAUGACCCCAAAAGGAAGGAGUUUUUGGAUGACCUCUUCACCUUCAUGCAGAAAAGAGGAACCCCAGUCAAUCGUAUCCCCAUCAUGGCCAAGCAGGUCCUGGAUCUGUACAUGCUGUACAAGCUGGUGACAGAGAAGGGAGGCCUGGUGGAGGUCAUCAACAAGAAGAUCUGGAGAGAAAUCACAAAGGGACUCAACCUGCCAACCUCCAUCACCAGUGCAGCUUUCACCCUGCGCACACAGUACAUGAAAUACCUGUACCCAUAUGAGUGCGAGAGGAAAGGCCUCAGCUCCCCAGGUGAGCUUCAGGCCGCCAUCGACAGUAACCGACGUGAGGGUCGUCGUCCAAGCUACAGCAGCAGCCUCUUCCGCUUCUCUCCUUCUCCUAGCACAGCUCCCCGCAUCCUCUCACCUCCCAAGAUGCACCUUUCGGCUCUGGGGGCAGGGACCUCAGGGGCCCUCAACGGCUUGCAGGCCUCACCAGGACCCUCUCUGAAGAAAGAUGACCUGACCGCCUCCAUCAUGGCAGCAAGGCCCCCUAUGGCAUUGACCCUGGGUCAGCAGCAGGUUGCAGGCUUGGCACGAGCCGCCACGCUGGAGCAGCUGAGAGAAAAACUGGAGACCAGCGGAGGAGAGGGGCCGGAGAGGAAGAUGGCUCGUCUUGCAGAAGAGCAGCAGCGCCUGAUGCAGCAGGCUUUCCAACACAACCUGCUGGCCAUGGCUUCCCAAAUGCCCAUGAACUUGCGCCUGGGAGCCCCCGCCAUCACCACCAGAGAUGAGAAGCAGCAGGACAUGUCUCUGAGCAUCUCAACCAAUGGAAAUGCCAGCAUCACUGUCUCAGUGGAGGUCAAUGGCACAAUCUAUUCAGGAACCCUGUUUGCCCAGAAGUCUGGAGGGGCCCUGGGGCCCGCUGUGUCAGCUGCUGCUGCUUCAGCCUCCCCUGCUGGAACCAGCUCUAGCUUUGGCUUCUCUGCACCCCUGGCUCAGACCCUCAGCCCCACGUCCUCCUCCUCCUCCAAGGGUCCUGGCUCGGCUGAGCCGGCUCCCAGCGGGUCACCCUAACUCAGGCUGCCCCUUGUACCUGUUCCCCAGGCCUCUCUUCCACCGGGAGGCCCAGCAUGAAUAUACAGUACAAUGAGAAACCGAUAAGAAUAACAAACUGUUGCACAACAAAUACCUCAUCGACCCUGUCAACCUCUUGGCUGUCCAAUCAUGAACACAGAGCCCGAGAAUAUAAUAUGACAACACGUGCCCAAACGCACAGCUAUGCAUUUUAAUCAACAUACAAGUACAUACGCACACCACACCACAAACACACACAAUCAUACACAUACAGACACAUAACCUACACAUACAAUCCCAAUGUACAUGCUAAACACAAUCAAGUCAGCCAAAGCCCACUGACAGGUGUAGUCACAACUGAACUUGAAAAGUUUUAUCUUAGGACAUUUUGUUUGUUUGUUGCCAUUUUGUUGUCUUUUUGAUUUUGUGUUUUAGAAUGAUUUUGUUUUUAGUUUUUCUCUUUUUACAUACCUCAAAUCAAGUAACCUGCAGUUGUGUCUUUACCUCAGGAGCUGUAGUAUAUUUAACCUGAAUCAACUUUAUUUUUGUAUUCUUUUUUUGACCUAGUUGCAAUCAGGGGAAGUCGGGUAUCUCUCACCAGUGGAACCUCGUGUACAGAGCACCCACCUCAUAAAAAAAAAAAACAGGCCUCCAACCUGGGCCGCUCAGGUUUCUUUAACAUGCUGUAGCCUCUCACUGAACUCAAACUGGUCAAUGAUGGGAUGCUGUAGAUCAGCACACUAAAUACCUAAUUUCAUCACUCCGCCCUCAGUUCAGAUCAUGUAAAGUCCAUUAGAAUGGCUGGAAGGUUAAAAAUGUACACAAACCUCCCAAUGUGGACGUGAUGUCACCAAACAAAUUAGCAACGUGUGGGAUUUUUUUUAUGUCCAGAGAGAAACUUCAACGUCUUGCAGGUCUGCACAAGCUGUUUUUAAACAAGUAGCGCACAAUUUUUGGGGAAACAGCAACUCUAAUCCACCUCCUGCAGGCCUAGCAGACCCUGAGAUCAUUUUACCUCCCAGUUCCCACCUAUCUAACAGAGAGCUACAGAAUCAGGUUUGAGUUUGUUGUCCUCCAUUUUGUUUGCGCAUCCUUCCUCCAGCUGCAGCCGCAGAGUUGAAUGUCAAUCCCAACAGCGUCAUCAUCAAUACAUAGUCUCUCAGACCUCAUACCGGCCUCUCAGCUCUGGAGGGCGUCUCUCUCAGGAAGCAAUGUGACAACUGCAAGGAAUCACUGUUAAUUUAAAGAAGAAAAAAAAAAAGGAUUCACAACUGAAGAAUGCACAAGUCUACAUGAUGUUUAAGAAUACCUCAUCGGACUCUCUCAAAAGGAGAGCUACUACAUACCUCAUACGGCUGCAAAGCCAUCGAGACUUGACGCCUGAACCCAUGAUGGAAAUCCUACCUGAACCGAAACCGACAAGAACGUACUGACACACUGCUGGUGGAUUUUGGGGACAAACAGAACUGGGAUGGGCUUUCUAUCUCUCUCCUGCAUUUACUUGUAGAACUUGUUUUAUGCUUGCUUCCGUUUUCUUCUUUUUUUUUUUUUUUUUCUUUUUUUUUUUUUUUUUUGAGAUGUUGUCUGAAAAGAGUGAUAUAUCUGCUUUUUUUUUUUUUCCUCAGGGAAGAGGAUAAGACACUGACACUUGUAUUUGUAGAAUUGUUAACAAGACUCAAGGUCGCAGAGGUCAAAAAACAUACAAACAAACGACCACGUAAAGCUUAAAUUUGACUGCGAACACCAAAAAUCGCAGUUAACGUUUUUCACGACAGUGGCGAAAUGAUAUGCAUGUGUACAAUCAUGUGACCAGUGUUUUAACACCUUGAUCCUCUGGUCCACGUUAGCCUCUGGUUAUUGCACAGCUAGAUACCAAAGACUAGCCCAGUCGCUCCUCUUGAAGGAUCCUUGUACAAUCCCGCCCACACCAGCAGGUGGCGCAGUGGGUGGCAAUUAAAAUGAUACAUCUCAUUUAAUUUGAUUUUGAGGGUUUUCUUGAAGCAAGUGAAAAUAUCUUUAGAUGAGGUAAAUUCACCAGUUUCAGGAAAUAAGUGGGAAUAUCUGUUUCAGUGAAUUCAGUUCAUUAUCCUUUUCUUGCUUGAUUCAAGAAAAACUGGAUUUAAAGACUCAAAAUCUUAUUAGAUGACAUGUCUAGAUGGACAUUUUUAAAGGCUAUUAGUAUAUAUAUUUAAAUCCUGCCAUCAAGAGCAGUAGCGCCUGUUGCUGUGGCAUUCUUGAGCUAGCCCCCUAAUUAAAUCUUAACACUCUCCACCACCCACUGUGGACGUGAGCCACUUCAGCCAGUGUGGACAGAGGCCCACAAAUCUGGCCCUUUUAUUUAAAAACCAACUUCCCGAUAAUCCAGAAAGGUAUCAGGUAUUUUUCUCCCUUUAAAGUAAACUUUUAGCAUUUUGAAAUACCACAAAUGAAUUUUCUAGCUUUAUCUGUGUUGAAUGUGGGGCUUUUUAACUGUUUAGAGACCUCUUAAAGCCCAGUGUGAUCAGAGUUGGGCAGCCUUGUUGCUUUUAGUAGACUGUACUUUAGCCAUUACGUGUCAGAUGUUGCAGACGUUUUGCAGUGCAGAUCACAGUUGAGGGAGUGGAGGACUUUGAGGACGGUGCCGUUAGUCCUUUGGUGUACCCUUCAGAACCCUGUAUGACACAUAACUGUAUUUUAUAAACGUGAGAAUUGUAGAUGCCGCCUUAAAGUAGUUGCUGGUGAGAACCGGCCAGUGCAGGUUUCACUACUCGACUGGCUGGGAAAUGUCUCUCUUUCUUCGAGCUUAAACCUUUGGAGAGUAAUCUCUUUUUUUGGGAAACAAAUCAAUCAGAUGUUGAGACACCAGUUGUUGUGUUAACAACAGAGUUUUGCUAUUUAUUUGUUCUGAAUUUUUUUUUUUUUUUCCUGGUGGACCUUUUUAGUAACUAUUAAGCUUGAUCAUUUAGGCUGUGUUACUAAAACAUUUUCUUGUUUUCAAGUCCAAGCUUUCUGUUUCAUCUGCUUAGUCUAAGCAAUGACUGUUUGAUAGUGUAGCUUCACUGCCUUUGUAUGUACAUGUGUGAGUGUGUGUGAGAGCAAGUUCAGUUCAUGGGUGCAGUGUAGUGUCUCAUCUAAACACACAGUAAUACCAUUAAAGAAACUGCAGGUGGCACCACCACCAGGUAAAGGGGAGAAGCUUGCGUUGCAGCCCACACAGAUAUAUUUGACAGCUCAGACAUGAGUGUUGAUAACUUUAUUUUUUGUUUUGUUUUUAACAUUUAUUAAAAGGGGAAUAUUUCCAGCAUCAACCUCCUUUACAUUCAUACAAUUUCAGUGGAGUGGGAAGUGUUGAGGGUUGGUCACUCACGACUUCUCCUCUCUGAUCUCUGGGCUUCAAACUAGCAACCCUCUGACGGCUUCAUCACCCUCCAGACUCCUGUAACCUGACUUGCUGUGUGUGUGUGUGUGUGUGGUUGAGUAUAAAUGAAGUGUUGUGUGUGUGUGUGUGUGUGUGUGUGUGUGUGUGUCUAUUAGAGACCCCCCUACCUCGUCAUACCACAAUACCUCAGGGCAGUGGGCUGCAGUCACUGUUGAGUUUGAUGUUGAAGCUACAUUGAGGGGCGAGUACUGACGGAAACUGCGGUCACUUGGCUGAAUGCUACUUAAGACUGACUUUGGUUUUGGUGUUGCAUUUUUGAUUUUUGUCGUCAGUAACUGCAGGCAAGGUCUCGUCACUCAGGAAGCUGUGAAGUUGGAAGUCUGCAGAAGCUUUUGUCUCUCAGAUGAUUUUGGAGUUAAUUCAGUUUUAAAUUGUUUAAAAACUAACCUGAUCUGUGUAAAAACAGGCGCAUAUGCAAGUGGUUAUCGAAUACCUCAUUUAUCAAUUUUAUGUUGUUGUUUUUGGCUUGUACAAUGCUCCGUAUAUUAAUUGAACUGUGGGGUUUGUGCAUAUUUUUGUACUGUUAUUAUUAUUAUUAGUAUGGACAUGAUAAUAAUGAUAUUACUUAUAUUAUAGUUUUCUCUUUGAUUAAAGCAAACAAAAAAUAGGACAAAACACAUGAAUGCUUGUAAAAACUGGUUUGUGCUGAUUGUAUUUAAGAGGAGCACUUUUCCAAAGUGGUUUUCACACAUUCAGUUUUGUUCAUAUUAGUAAUAUAAAGAUAUGGUUCUCAGGGCUUUAAACUUGUAUGUCAUGAUAAAGUUUUACUUUAUAUCUUAA
This is a messenger RNA of Thunnus maccoyii (southern bluefin tuna), 6353 nucleotides long. RefSeq names its product AT-rich interactive domain-containing protein 3B-like. The transcript has 9 exons. Gene Ontology annotation, biological process: regulation of transcription by RNA polymerase II. Gene Ontology annotation, molecular function: DNA binding. Gene Ontology annotation, cellular component: nucleus. The record is from RefSeq and is a predicted model, not a curated record. NCBI's taxonomy places the organism in Eukaryota, Metazoa, Chordata, Actinopteri, Scombriformes, Scombridae. The coding region runs from base 335 to 2155 and encodes 606 amino acids.